UUUAAAAGAAAAAAUCUGCAUCUCUAUUUUCACAGUCCCAAACAAUUGACAAUCCCCACUCAACUCUCUCUCAGCCUCUCAUCACUCCCCGCCUUGUCAUUGGCUACGUCGACGCUUCCACGCCCUGCUACUCCUAACUCCCAUUUGCCACCAGUUCCAGCAAUUGUCAGGGUUGAUUUGAAGGUGAUGUUUAAAACCAACAAUGUCGCUUCCCGAAUUUUCGAGCGCCAAAUUCGCACCCCUGCUCCUGGAACCAGCGUUCAUUGUGCUAGAAGAUUUUACGAGAAUUUAGUUCCGAGUUUUACGAUAUAUGACGUGAAAUGUCCGGACCAUUCAUUUCGCAAAUUCACGGAUGAUGGUCAGUACUUUAUAAGUUUCAGUAAGAACAAUCAGGAUCUGAUUGUUUAUAGACCAACAUGGCUUUCGUUUUCAUGCAAAGAAGAAGAUUGUGAUAAUACCCAUGAACUCCCUCCCAUGGCUAAGAGGUUUGAGAGUUUCUUCACGCAGUUAUACGUUAGAUCACUUACUUCCUGCAAUGAGUUUAUAUGUAAAGACUUCUUUCUCUACGUGGAGAGUAACCAAUUUGGGCUAUUUGCUACUUCCACUGCUCAAAUUCAAGAUGCACCUGCCGUGGGUGGAGCUAUUCCAGGCGUCCCAUCUAUUGAAAAAAUUACCUUUCACCUCUUGAGGUUGGAAGAUGGGGUUAUACUGGAUGAGAAGGUAUUUCAGAAUGAUUAUGUCAAUUUGGCCCAUAACAUGGGUGUCUUCUUGUAUGACGAUUUGCUGGCAGUUGUUUCGCUUCGUUAUCAAACAAUACACAUUCUUCAAAUCAGAGACUCUGGGAACCUUGUUGAUGUACGAGCUAUAGGUGCAUAUUGUCGUGAAGACGAUGAGCUUUUUGUAAAUUCCAGUUCUCAGUUUUCAGGCAAUCGUGGAGACCUUGUAGAUAAUGGUAUACAUCAUGACCAGCCUAAUUCAAACAAUUCUUUUUUGAGUGGUAUCAAACAACGCUUACUUUCAUUCAUAUUCCGAGAAAUAUGGAGCGAAGAAACAGAUCAAACCCCGAGGGUCCAGUGCCAGAAGAAGAAGUUCUAUUUCCAUUUCCAGGACUAUGUUGACUUGAUGAUCUGGAAGGUACAAUUCUUGGACCGGCAUCAUCUGCUUAUCAAGUUUGGUAGUGUUGAUGGCGGGUUUCAGAUAUCACGAAACACUGAUCAACAUCCUGCAUUCUUUGCUGUAUAUAACAUGGAGACAACUGAAAUUGUUGCAUUCUAUCAGAAUGCAGCAGAUGAGCUUUACCUUCUCUUUGAGCAGUUCUGUGACCACUUCCAUGAAGCAUCAAUAAAUUCAUUGUAUAUGAAUUUCAUAUCAUCUCAUUCAAAUAAUGUUCAUGCUCUUGAGCAACUAAGGUGCAUGAAGAAUAAAGCCACCAUCUUUUCACAGUUUGUAAAGAAGAUGUUGUCCCCUUUGCCGUUCAAUUGUCAAUCAUUGAGUCCUUCUCCCUACUUUGAUCAGUCUCUCUUCCGCUUUGACGAGAAGCUAAUUUCUGCAACUGACCGGCACAGACAGGUAACAGAUCAUCCCAUCAGGUUCAUUUCUAGGAGGCAGCCAAACAAUCUCAAAUUUAAGAUAAAGCCAGGUCCUGAAUUCGGUAAUGCAGAUGGUCGGAACAAAAAGAUAUCGUAUUUCCUAUUCCAUCCUUUUUUGCCUCUUGCUCUAUCGAUCCAGCAGACUUUAUUCUUGCCACCAUCAGUUGUGAAUAUCCACUUUCGAAGAUAAUAUUAAUUUUUGUCGAUGGCCACUCUCCCUUUCCUGAAAAAGCCUUCAGCUAGUUUUGUAGGGAAUAUGUACAUUUGAUUUAUUAGAUACUUGAUAGUUCAUCCAUAAUCAUAGAUGUUGUAGCCCAAUUUGUAAAAUGGAUGUUUUCCCUUAUCUUCCCAUCUCUAAAUUUAUUGGUAAACACAACCUUACAGUGAAAGGAACCGUGGGAAGGUCAGGAUUAAUUGCUGUAACCUUUCUCUAAAAGGUGGUUAAAGUUCAAAGUUGGAAUCCUCUUCUUUA
This is a messenger RNA of Theobroma cacao (cacao), 2061 nucleotides long. The record is from RefSeq and is a predicted model, not a curated record. NCBI's taxonomy places the organism in Eukaryota, Viridiplantae, Streptophyta, Magnoliopsida, Malvales, Malvaceae.